AUGGGACCAAAACCUGAGGACAUUUUAAAUGGAUUCCAAGUCAAUUGGAUGAAUUUAAGAGACGCCGAUACGGGAGUUAUAUUAUGGCAAGGCACCGAGGAUCUAUCAUUACCUGACAAAGAACACGAAGCCAAAGUACCAAAAAAGAUAUUGAAGUGUAGAGCUGUAUCCAGGGAGAUAAAUUUUUCAUCUGUAGAACCUAUGGAAAAACUAAGGUUACAACAAAAAGUACUGUUUAAGGGUCGUUGUCUUGAAGAAUGGUAUUUUGAAUUUGGUUUUGUUAUUCCUAACUCUACUAACACUUGGCAGUCACUUAUUGAAGCAGCACCUGAAUCACAAAUGAUGCCUGCAAAUGUUCUUAAUGGUAAUAUUGUGAUAGAAACAAAUUUCUAUGAUGACGAUCUACUGAUAUCAUCAUCAAAAGUUCGACUGUAUUAUGUUUAA
Messenger RNA from Macrosiphum euphorbiae (potato aphid), 444 nucleotides. The record is from the annotation of a GenBank genome assembly. Lineage: Eukaryota; Metazoa; Arthropoda; Insecta; Hemiptera; Aphididae.